AUGUCUUGGGCAAACCAAGGAAUGCAAGCGCUGAUCCCAGUGAUCAAUCGCGUCCAGGACGCGUUCUCCCAAUUGGGCACCAGUGUCAACUUUGAACUCCCCCAAAUUGCUGUCGUUGGAGGUCAAUCUGCCGGAAAAUCAUCGGUUCUUGAGAAUUUUGUUGGAAAAGACUUUCUACCAAGAGGUUCUGGCAUUGUUACAAGACGUCCUCUCAUAUUGCAAUUGAUUCAAGAUCGCAAUGAGUACGCAGAGUUUUUGCACAAGAAAGGACAUCGUUUCACUGAUUUCGAUCAAGUUCGCAAGGAGAUCGAGGAGGAGACUGAUCGUGUCACCGGCCAUAAUAAGGGAAUCAGUCCGCAUCCCAUCAAUCUGCGCGUCUUCUCGCCAAAUGUGCUCAACUUGACGUUGAUUGAUUUGCCGGGUCUCACCAAAGUUCCCGUCGGUGACCAGCCAGCGGAUAUUGAGCAGCAGAUUCGUGAAAUGCUUCUCACAUUUAUUUCGCGCGAAACAUGCUUGAUUCUUGCCGUCACACCGGCUAACAGUGAUCUCGCCACUUCCGACGCGUUGAAAUUGGCCAAGGAAGUUGAUCCGCAAGGACUUCGUACAAUCGGUGUUCUCACCAAACUUGAUCUUAUGGACGAAGGAACCGAUGCACGCGAGAUCUUGGAGAAUCGUCUAUUCCCGCUUCGUCGUGGAUAUGUCGGAGUUGUCAAUCGAAGUCAGAAAGACAUUGUCGGGCAGAAGGACAUCAAGGCUGCUCUUGAAGCUGAAAGACGAUUCUUCUUGUCGCAUCCGGCCUAUCGUCACAUGGCUGAUCGCCUUGGAACUACCUACCUUCAACACACUUUGAAUCAACAGCUCACCAACCAUAUUCGCGACACUCUUCCGACGCUUCGUGAUAGUUUACAGAAAAAGCUGUUUGCCAUGGAGAAAGAUGUCGCGGAAUUCAAAAAUUUCCAGCCAAAUGAUCCUGGAAGAAAAACGAAAGCCCUUCUACAAAUGGUACAGCAGUUCAAUGCCGAUAUUGAACGAUCGAUUGAAGGCUCUUCGGCGAAGCUCGUCUCCACGAACGAAUUGAGCGGUGGUGCGCGCAUCAAACGUCUAUUCCAUGAGAGAUUUCCAUUUGAAAUUGUCAAAAUGGAAAUUGAUGAGAAGGAAAUGCGCAAAGAGAUUCAAUUUGCUAUUCGAAACAUUCAUGGUAUCAGAGUUGGACUCUUCACUCCCGAUAUGGCGUUCGAAGCGAUUGCCAAGAAGCAGAUUGCUCGUCUCAAAGAGCCGUCGCUUAAAUGUGUCGAUUUGGUCGUCAAUGAGUUGGCGAAUGUUAUAAGACAGUGUGCCGAUAGCAUGGCCAGAUACCCCAGACUUCGCGAUGAGCUUGAGAGAAUCGUCGUAUCCAACAUGCGCGAGCGCGAGCAGCUCGCGAAACAACAGAUUGCACUUAUCGUUGAUUAUGAGCUCGCCUACAUGAACACUAACCAUGAGGACUUUAUUGGAUUCAGCAACGCUGAAGCUAAAGCGUCUCAAGGACAGACAACCAAGAAGAAUCUUGGCAAUCAAGUCAUUCGCAAAGGAUGGUUAUCGGUCAGCAAUAUCUCGUUUGUUCGUGGAUCAAAAGAUUGCUGGUUUGUGCUGAUGUCGGAUAGUUUGAGCUGGUACAAAGACGAUGAAGAGAAGGAAAAGAAGUACAUGCUCCCAUUGGAUGGAAUCAAGCUUCGAGACAUUGAAAGUGGCUUCAUGUCGCGUCAGCAUAAAUUUGCGCUCUUCUACCCGGAUGGAAAGAACAUCUACAAGGAUUACAAGCAGCUUGAACUUGGAUGCAAUAAUCUCGACGAGGUCGACGCAUGGAAGGCAUCGUUCCUUCGUGCUGGUGUCUACCCAGAAAAGCAAAAAGCUCCUGAAGAUGAAGCGGUUCCGGAUGUUGAAGAGACAUCAAUGGAUCCGCAACUUGAGCGUCAAGUAGAGACUAUUAGAAAUCUCGUUGAUUCAUACAUGCGCAUUAUCACCAAGACAAUCAAGGAUCUUGUCCCAAAAGCGAUAAUGCAUCUUGUGGUCAACCAGAUCAGCGAAUUCAUGAAAGAGGAGCUCCUCGCUCAUUUGUAUCAAUGCGGUGACACCGAUUCGCUAAUGGAGGAAUCUGCUCUUGAGGCGCAGAAGCGCGAAGAAAUGCUGCGCAUGUAUCACGCAUGCAAAGAAGCGCUGCGCAUCAUUUCGGAAGUGAACAUGAGCACACUUGGCGAUGCUCCGCCGCCACUUCCGCCAUCGGACUUCCGUCCAACGCCAUCGGGACCGUCGCCGAUUCCGCGUGCCGCUCCAGCGCCGCCCGGCCGCGCUGCUCCGAUGCCGCCACGCCCAGGACAAGGGCCACCGCCGCCGGGAAUGCGGCCACCACCAGGUGGCAUGUACCCGCCAUUGGUGCCAUCAAGAGCACCAACUCCAGCCACCAAUGGACAAGCGCCAGCGGUUCCAGCUCGUCCUCAAGUCCCAGCAAGACCAUUCUAA
This is a messenger RNA of Caenorhabditis bovis, 2499 nucleotides long. The record is from the annotation of a GenBank genome assembly. NCBI's taxonomy places the organism in Eukaryota, Metazoa, Nematoda, Chromadorea, Rhabditida, Rhabditidae.